GGAUUUGGACCUCCACAAGCCUGGUCUGUGAAUGAAGUUGCCUGGAGCCAGUGCAAGAUCUUUUAAGGAUAGAGUGAAGAAAGAUCCUGAUCUCUGCCAGUCACUAUGUAGAGGUCAAGCCUCAUCCUGCAAACGGGCUUUGAUCGCCCGAGUCUGUGUUCUUACUGGACGCGCCUGACAAGAUGGAGUCGCCGACCUCCUCCAGGCUGAAUUCCCGGAAGAGAAGAAAAGAUGGAUCUGGCCCCAAUGGGGCGGCAGAGCCUGAUGGAAUCCCUCCAAAAAUGUCCCGACGAUCAUUUGGGCUGCGGGAGCCAGCUCCGUUUUCAGAUGAAGUGGAAAUGGAUUACAGCAAGCCAUACAUCAGAGUAACAUAUGAAGAAGCGAUGAGAGGAACCCCCUUGGAUCGCCCUGUCAGAGUUUAUGCGGAUGGAAUAUUUGACUUGUUUCACUCUGGACAUGCCCGGGCCUUGAUGCAAGCCAAGAACCUCUUCCCAAACACAUACCUCAUUGUAGGAGUCUGCAGCGAUGAGCUAACCCAUAACUUCAAGGGCUUCACAGUAAUGAAUGAAAACGAGCGGUACGACGCCGUGCAGCACUGUCGCUACGUGGACGAAGUGGUGAGAAAUGCACCAUGGACCCUCACACCGGAGUUCCUGGCAGAGCACAGGAUCGAUUUUGUUGCACAUGAUGACAUCCCCUAUUCUUCUGCUGGCAGUGAUGACGUUUAUAAGCAUAUAAAAGAAGCAGGCAUGUUUGCACCAACCCAGAGGACGGAGGGGAUCUCAACAUCAGAUAUCAUCACCCGGAUUGUGCGGGACUACGACGUUUAUGCCAGAAGAAACCUGCAAAGGGGCUACACAGCUAAAGAGCUCAAUGUCAGCUUCAUAAAUGAGAAGAAAUACCACCUCCAAGAACGUGUGGAUAAGGUGAAAAAGAGGGUGAAGGACGUAGAGGAGAAAUCCAAGGAGUUUGUCCAGAAAGUGGAGGAAAAGAGUAUCGAUCUCAUCCAGAAGUGGGAAGAGAAGUCCCGGGAGUUCAUCGGCAACUUCCUGGAGAUGUUUGGCCCAGAAGGUGCAUUGAAACACAUGCUGAAAGAGGGCAAGGGCCGGAUGCUGCAGGCCAUCAGCCCAAAGCAGAGUCCCAGCAGUAGCCCCACACAUGACCGUUCCCCAUCUCCCUCGUUCCGCUGGCCUUUCUCAACCAAGACUCCUCCUUCCUCGCCGGCCAACCGUGCCAGGAAUGAGUCCACGGUCACCUACGACAUCAGUGAGGAUGAAGAGGAUUAAGCUGCCAGCCGGGCUUUGCUGCGAGUCGCUGAUGCCAAGUCACAAGUCCGGACUCAUUGGGGAGCUCUGAAUGAGCACAAGAGCCAUAGGAACAGGGCUGACGUGGGCACGGGCACCCAAAGGCACCCGGCGCGGUUAGCAGGGGCUGCUGCCUGGAAGCACAUUCAAAUAUCUUCUCCUCUUCCCUUCUCCCUCCUUCCCUUUUUAUUGUUUACGUUCUAACGGUUUCCAGGGGAAAGAUGGUUUUUAUAUUUUAAGAAAAUACUCUUUUUAAACACAAAGAAUAGCACUCAAGUGUGGCUCUUAUUUUGGUUUCUUUUCCCCUGUUAAACCUUCAGGUGAGAGGGAGAGUGGGAUGCAGUGCCCAGACCCCUCCGUCCCUCCUUUCCUUCCUCUCCUGUCUUAAUCCCUCGUAUGCCCAGGCGGUAUUUGUGCUGCUGCCAAACGAAAGAUCUCACAGUUCCUCAAAACUGACCUCAAAAGCAGGCAGGAAGCAGUUGGCUAGAAAGACUGUUAGGAAAUAGAGACCUCUGUGCCGCACUGGAUCCGAUAGGGAUCUAUCUGAUGCACUCUGUAGUGCUGUAGUGUCUCUUAGUGCCCCAGCACGUUGCAGUGCAGAUGUGCUGGGGAAGGGGCUGCCAGCUGGCCAUGAAGGAGUCUGGUCCUGCAAAAAAAUCCCCAAAUCUGUGUGAGGGCUGCCGGGGAAGGGCCUUUCCAACCUGUCUUGACAAGACUGUGAAAUCUAGAGCUAAAAUUCAGCCCUCAGUUGCUGUUGGAGGGAAGAGACGGAGUCUUUCUUUCAGAGUACUUGCUGUCUGUGUGUUCCCUUGAGUGUGAAAGUCCAUGUAGGAAAUGGAUAUGUGUGUGCUGCUUGGAAAAGCUGCUUGUCCUAGUCUCCGGUGUGUGUAUUUGUUGUGUCUGCCCAGAAGGCUCCUCUGCACUGUGCUGGGUACGUGUUUGUCUGCAUUUCAGUCGCCGUGCUCUCCGGGCUGGGGCACUCGUGUACUGGUGCUGUGAAGCUGCCGCUGUGAGGACAAAACGUGGAUUCAUGUGGCCGAUUUGGUGUCCGUGUUGGUGCGCGCGGUUGGACAGAGGAAGGACGCGUUUUACUGCGGUCGGAGGGGAUGGUCCCACGUGACGGUUACCUGGGCUGCACGUUAUGUGCAAAAAUCUGUGCUCCCCUGCGCCAGCCCCGAAGGGAGAGGGCUGAGGGAGCGUCAGAGGGAGCUGCUGCUUUUUAAGGUUUUAAACAUAGCCACCUGCUUGUCUUGAAGCCGCGGUUCAAGUCCUGCCCGCUGUUGUGUGCAGCGAGUGUCGAGCUUGGUGCCCUGCCGCGUGGAGCUCGCGGUGUUGCAGCCGUGGAGCUCCCGCUCGCUUCUCUGCUGGGGCCUUCUGUGGCACUCCUGGCUCCACGAGCUGCGGCGCUUCCCGCUGGGAGCGCACGAGGACGGGCUCGCAGGCCGACCAGCAAUGGCGCRAGGGGCUCCGCGCGCUCCCCGCGAGGCCUCGGCCGUGCUGCCGCGCGCCCUGCGCCCCGAGGUGCUUCCACGUGUUCCUGCUGCUGCUUGUGUCCUGCCCUUCCUGGGUCCUGUCGCCCAGAUGCCUUGGCAGAGACCCGUGUGAGACGCUUCUUGUCACCCCGCUGCUGUUGAGCCUAAAAUGGUGCAGGAAACGGCACUGGGGGUUCUCUCCUGCCACUUGGCCUCUGGAGCACGGCUGGCUGCUAUUCAUUUUUAAGCUAUAGUGAGCAAACACCGUCACUUGAUAGAAACCAGUUGUUAAUCCCCUGGUUUGUGAGGGAUAGAGCACUUAUAUACCCACRUUCUCU
Nothoprocta perdicaria is the source of this 3114-nucleotide messenger RNA. RefSeq names its product phosphate cytidylyltransferase 1, choline, alpha (gene PCYT1A). The transcript is spliced from 9 exons. The coding region runs from base 183 to 1286 and encodes 367 amino acids. NCBI's taxonomy places the organism in Eukaryota, Metazoa, Chordata, Aves, Tinamiformes, Tinamidae. Gene Ontology annotation, biological process: CDP-choline pathway. Gene Ontology annotation, cellular component: endoplasmic reticulum. The record is from RefSeq and is a predicted model, not a curated record. Gene Ontology annotation, molecular function: phosphatidylcholine binding; choline-phosphate cytidylyltransferase activity.